Messenger RNA from Astyanax mexicanus (Mexican tetra), 2545 nucleotides. RefSeq names its product multivesicular body subunit 12A (gene mvb12a). Lineage: Eukaryota; Metazoa; Chordata; Actinopteri; Characiformes; Acestrorhamphidae. Gene Ontology annotation, cellular component: cytosol; ESCRT I complex. The transcript has 10 exons. The coding region runs from base 150 to 989 and encodes 279 amino acids. Gene Ontology annotation, biological process: viral budding; regulation of epidermal growth factor receptor signaling pathway; endosome to lysosome transport via multivesicular body sorting pathway. The record is from RefSeq and is a predicted model, not a curated record.
ACCGAGAUGCAUGUUGGGAGUUGUAGUCCGGGGCAGUUCCUCACUUCCUCUUCAUUCUUGAGGAAACUUUUAGGUGUUUUGGGAAAGUUUACCGGUUUAAUCUUUACCUGGAGCUUCUUCACCGCUCAGCCUCCUCUUACCUGCACCAGAUGUCUAUGUCGAGCGCCCCCAGCAGGCCGAUCACCGCCGUGGCCUGGGCCUCCAGCACCACCACCUGCCCCGGCCAGUUCACCCUGAUCAGCAUGACUGAAGAUGGAACUGCUGCCAACUUUACCAGGGGCUUCGGCCUAAAAUCAGGAUACUACCUGUGUUACAGCAAGGAUCUGUCUGGGGGAAUGGUGGUGUCUGAUGUUCAGGUGAUCUCUGAUAAAGACACGAUUCCUCACGGAUACUGCUACAUCCCCGAAUUCAUGGAGCCCAAGGCCUCCGUAUGGAAGAAGAAGCGAGUGUGUGUGCGUAUGGUUCCUGUGGACAGCGUGUCAACUGCCGUUCUGGACAUCCGACUGACCACCAAGAGUAAAAUGAUGCUACAGCAGUACACCUGCCUGGGGGAUAUGCUUGGUUAUGUACUUUGGUAUAUGAAGGGUACAUUCUCCACUCCACCCCAGGCUAAGCCUCGGAGUAUCAGCCUGGAUAUGCGAAAACUCUCUUUUGAUGCUGCUGGACCUCCCCUGCCUCUCAGACCCAGUAACCCACCUCCAGCUCCGCCCAAGAUCAGCCACCGCCGCAGCACCUUAAAGGAGAAGGAGAGCAAAGACGACUCCGGACAUGACAGUCUCAACGUCUACGGGAUCACAGCGAUGGAUGGAGUUCCAUUUGUUCUGCACCCGAAGUUUCAGACUCAGUCUAACGGAAAGGUGUCGGUGGUAAAGUUGGAUGAUAUCUGUAUUAAAUCUGUGCAGGAUAUAGAAAACGAGUAUCACUACACUUUCACAGUGGAGGAGCUGGCUGCCAAGCGUUCCCGCCCAGGGAUGACAUCAAACUCAUAAGCCCCGCCCUCUCUUUCCUUCAUUUAAAGGGGACCAAUAGAAUCAGUCUGGAUAUUUGAUGUUUGAUGUGUUUUUUUGUUGUUGCCUAAACUAUCAAAGUUAAUCUGAAUACAGUAAAUACACAAAAGAAUGUCUGAACAUCACUGAAGCACUCCUUAUAACUUCACCGUGGGAGUGGGUGGAGCCUAACUACAGGGCGCUAAAUAUGCUGAUAUAUAUCAAUGGAAAAUAUUUAACACUGAAUGUUUAUCAGCAUUUGAACAGUAUGUUUCCCAACGUUAGCUACUUUUACAUGCUAAUUUAUAUGUUAAAAAAUAAUGUAAACUUACAUUUUAUAUAAUAAAAGUCCUUUAAAUUGUGCCGCUAUACUGAGGAAUCCCGCUGGUGGUGAUGUCUUAAGUCUCUGUUACGCCGCUCUGAGAUCCCCACAGUCUAUAGAUCUAUAGAGUUUAUAGAAUAACACUAAAGUUCUACAGAUAAAAUGAUCUUCAGCUUCUCAGAGCUCAGGAAAUCUAAUGUACUCUGAAAUUAAAAAAGCUUUAAUAUCCGACUUCACACACACAUAUAUAUACAUAUUAUAAAUGUUUUAUUCUUAUUUUUUGCAUUUAGACUGAAGGGUAAGGGUUGAACUUUAACGCAAUAUAAGUUUGUAUUUUUUGGUGUAUAAUGAUGUUAAGUUGUUUAUUUAAUGUUUCUUUUUAUGUUUGUAAUUGUAUUCAAUCUGGGACCAAACUAUAUGUGUAUAUUUAUCAUUUUUUGGGGAGGGAGUGUUUCUAUUGGUCAAUUUUUUUAAAUAAACUGUUUUUUUGGAAAACGUUUGACAAAAUAUAAAAUAAUGCUGCAAAAUAUUUACUUUAAUACAUAUUGCAAAAAAACUUUUAAUCUGUAAUAUAAAACUGACAGUUGUUCUAUGCAUUUUUUCGGAGUUCCAUUAUGAAUAGACCAAUAGAAACACUCCAAAAUAACUUGAAAUAAAAUCUUUUUACAUAGUUUUUUUUUUGCUCUUUCUGUAAAGUUUUAAAAAGGCACUAACCCUCCUGAUUUUAUCUGACUCCACCGUCAUCUUAAAUUUAAAAAAAGGCUAGAAAAUGGAAGGAUUAGUUUGGUAGAUGGGGUGAUGUAUGGGUUUAGGGGCGGGGCAGAAGGGCUGAUUGAGCUGAGCAGUGUGCCUCUGAUAGCUGUGAGAGGGGGCGGGAUUAUUGAUUGAUUGAUUUGCAUAUUAUGACCUCAUCCAUGCCUAUAGCACAGUUGAAAUUACCACAAUAAAAGCUUUUUUAAAGGUUAUGAAAUGUUUAUAAAGACUUUUAGCAGGAUUGGUAUGUUUAAUUAAUUCAGAAUAACACAUUCCAGCUAUUAAUAAAAAGAAUAUGGUUUAGGGUUUAGUGCCUUUUUAAAAGAUACAUCUAAAUACAGUUUAUUUACUAUUUAUUAUUGGAAAAAAAUAACAUGUAAAACUUUUAUACUGAUGUCUAAAAUGUGCAGAAAAUGUCAUGUUUACUUGAUUUUAUUGCGUUUUUUACAAUCAGAAUAUUAUUAAAAUGUGACAUUAGAACACA